Messenger RNA from Hydractinia symbiolongicarpus, 2360 nucleotides. Its product is annotated as serine hydroxymethyltransferase, mitochondrial-like. The coding region runs from base 106 to 1593 and encodes 495 amino acids. The transcript is spliced from 17 exons. Gene Ontology annotation, molecular function: mRNA 5'-UTR binding; cobalt ion binding; serine binding. The record is from RefSeq and is a predicted model, not a curated record. Gene Ontology annotation, biological process: folic acid metabolic process; purine nucleobase biosynthetic process; tetrahydrofolate interconversion. Gene Ontology annotation, cellular component: nucleus; cytoplasm; cytosol. NCBI's taxonomy places the organism in Eukaryota, Metazoa, Cnidaria, Hydrozoa, Anthoathecata, Hydractiniidae.
UGGAUGAUGUUGCAGAUCAGAUAAAGCAGAUUUGUGUGUAAUUGUCUCUGAUAUUUAUCUUUUUAUUAAUUCCACAUAUUUUUCCUAUAGUUAACUAACACAAAAAUGGCUGCUUUGCUUAAACAAUACAGUAGAUUAAGUAGCACUCUUUUGAAGAAUGUGCACUCAAAACGUUGUUUGUCAGUAAGUCGACAUGUUUCACAGGCAUGGACAGGAAACGAAUCUCUUAAAGACGAUGACCCAGAAAUGUAUAACUUAAUAAGAAGGGAAAAACGACGUCAAGUUGAAGGAUUGGAAUUGAUAGCAUCAGAGAAUUUUUGCAGCAGAGCAGCCAUAGAAGCAAUGGGAAGUUGUUUAAAUAACAAAUAUUCAGAAGGAUACCCCGGUGCAAGAUAUUAUGGUGGAAAUGAAGUGAUCGAUGAAAUUGAAGAGCUGGUCCAGAAAAGAGCUCUAGAAGCUUUCCGGUUAAAUCCAGAUGAUUGGGGUGUAAAUGUGCAAGUGUACUCUGGAGUUCCAGCGAAUUUUUCUGUGUACACUGGCUUAUUAAAUGUCCAUGACAGAAUCAUGGGAUUAGAUCUGCCGCAUGGAGGACAUUUAUCGCAUGGUUUUAUGACAGACACCAAAAGAGUUUCAGCAACUUCGAAGUAUUUCGAAUCGAUGCCAUACAGACUAGACGAAGACACCGGGCUGAUAAAUUACGACCAGUUAGAGUCGCUAGCUUCAUUAUAUCGUCCGAAAAUAAUUAUUGCUGGCACAAGCGCAUACUCAAGAUUAAUUGACUAUAAAAGAUUUAAAGAGAUAUGCUCAAGGUCGAACGCCUACCUGCUGGCUGACAUGGCUCAUAUUAGUGGUCUUGUUGCUGCAGGGGUCGUUCCUAGUCCUUUCGAUCAUGCUGACGUAGUCACUACAACUACACAUAAAAGCUUACGUGGUGUUCGGCAUUCAUUGAUAUUUUAUCGGAAAGGGGUUCGUUCUGUUAAUAAAAAGGGAAAAGAAAUAAUGUACGACUUGGAUAAGCGGAUAAACGAAGCUGUGUUUCCUGGCCUACAGGGUGGCCCACACAACCAUUCCAUGGCGGGUGUUGGGGUGGCACUUAAACAGGCCACUACUUCACAGUUCCGGGAGUAUCAGUUACAGACAAUGAAAAAUGCUAAAACCAUGGCAACCGAACUAACUACUAGAGGCUACGAUAUCGUGUCUGGAGGGACAGACACUCAUCUUGUGUUGGUUGAUUUGAGACCAAAAGGAAUUGACGGAGCACGUGUUGAGCACGUGUUAGAUAUGGCCUACAUCACAGCAAAUAAAAACACAGUCCCUGGUGAUAAGAGCGCGAUGAAGCCGAGCGGCUUACGGUUAGGUGCACCUGCUAUGACGUCACGAAACUUCAAAGAAGAAGAGUUCAAAAAAGUAAUUAAAAUGCUGGACAAAGGUGUUGAGAUUGCAUUAGACGUCCAAGAUAAGUCAAAAACUUUAAAAGAUUUCAAAGAGGUAUCAGCUUCUAAUUCUGAAAUACAAUCUAAAAUAAAAUCUCUUCGUGAAGAAGUAAACAAAUUUGCUAGUCAGUAUCCCAUGCCUGGUUUGGACGAGUUGUAAUGAGGCGUAUACGAACGGAAUACUGCAGAUUAAUCGGAAAUUGGACGUAUUAGAGGAAGUGAUAAAAAAAGAAAAAUUUAUAUCGAAAUUUUCUUUUUUUGGUUUUUGAAAAAUAUUUACUCAAAUUUACGAUCCUGCUAAUAAUCUCUUGUGUUUGCUGAACUGUGUUUAAUAAGGUCGGUGACCGUGUUGCUUGUUAUUGUGGAUGACUGUGUCACUGAGGCCUAAAUGAUGACUGUGUCGCCGGGACGAAAUAAUUACUGCGUCAUAGGGGACUAAAUUAUACAAGUCUGCGUAUUGUACUUCCAGCAUUAGUGAAUGUAUAUUCGCUUUAAAGCCAAAUUGUUUUGUUUUGUUUCAAUUUUUUUUGUGAUUUUUGAGAAUUUUUUAUAAACUCGUAAAAAACAUCGGAAAUCAUUGUUUCCAUAGACCUAGAGAUUGACUCAUAAAAAUAUCUUCAGGUAAAAGUAGUAAAAGAAAAAUAUCAGAUCAUUGUAUGACAGGGUAUAUCUGCAAUGUAUUACACCAUAUUCUUGAUCGCAAAGUCAUAUCACUGUGACAAGUAAUUUGCCAACUUUGGUGCAAUAUUAAAAAACAAGUGGAGCUUAGUACGCUAGCAUUGGAUUAUGCGUUCCUAAAUUUCUUGACUGCUUCCAGUUCUCACGAGUUUAUUCAGUGAAAGAUAAUUUUUUUAAAUCUAUACAUUAUAUAUUCUUAUAGUUUUUUUACAACUAUAUUUUAUUAAAUAUAUGUGAAUAUAUUGAUAA